AUGUGUAAGACCGUCUUGGGUGGAUGGAGCAUUGGGGAUAAUCCGGCGCACGACCACAAACUCCUGUGCGAAGAAUGCCCGUACGCUGCAAUGGUUGAGGAUGGAGACUAUUACGUACCCUCCAUGACUAAUUACCGUGAUCGUUUUGCUACGUUCGCCGAAUGGCCGGAAAGUUAUUCACAGACUCCUAAGCAGAUGGCUUUGGCGGGAUUCUAUUAUCUGGGUAUCACGGAUCGGGUGCAGUGCUUCUGUUGUGGAAAGAAGCUGGAAAAAUGGAAGCCGCAGGAGGAUGCUUGGACUGAACACGCAAAGUGGAACCCGACAUGCAGAUUUUUGAUUGAGCAGAAAGGUCAAGCCUUCAUCAACGACGUUCAACGGUUCUACCGCCUGGACCUGAGUAUGAUAGUAUUCGGAACGGAAGACGACGAGCACGAGGAAUUCAUUGUGGCGAGUGCGCUGCAGCAAGGGCACUCGUACAUGCACAUUAUCCAAGCACUGCAGGCCAGGAAUAAACCACCGGGUAAGCGCUUCAACUCUGUCGCAGAAUUGGUACAAGCGGUUAAAGAUAUCCAAAAUCGAGAGACGGGUAAUGCUCCUGAUGACGAAUCGCAGAUGGAUCAUGAAUAUGCGGAUUUACUUAAAACGGAAUUGUGCCAGCCUGCCAAAAUGUCCGAGCGCGUUAAAGCCUUAGCACCACUUGUAAUAACGCUGCAGAGUUUAAAACCCAAACAGCGUAAGGUUUUGAUGGGUUACUUAUCCAAGUCCCAGUUAAAAGCCAUGGAGGAAGUGGCUGUUAACAUUGUCAAGAAUACUGUGGAAUUGUCGCCAGCCCAUUUGGACAAGUGUAAACGCCAUCGUAAAGCAUUAAAGCUGAUCGCGUUACGACGAUAUCCGCUAAAAGAAAAACGUAAAAUUCUUCAACGUGGUGGUUUCAUUGGAGCUAUUUUGCCUGUCAUUGCCGGUGUGUUAACAUCGCUAAUUGGUAAUGGAUGA
Paramacrobiotus metropolitanus is the source of this 993-nucleotide messenger RNA. RefSeq names its product baculoviral IAP repeat-containing protein 3-like. Gene Ontology annotation, biological process: negative regulation of apoptotic process; regulation of cell cycle. The transcript has 2 exons. Gene Ontology annotation, cellular component: spindle microtubule; cytoplasm; nucleus. Bases 1 to 993 code for a protein of 330 amino acids. NCBI's taxonomy places the organism in Eukaryota, Metazoa, Tardigrada, Eutardigrada, Parachela, Macrobiotidae. The record is from RefSeq and is a predicted model, not a curated record. Gene Ontology annotation, molecular function: cysteine-type endopeptidase inhibitor activity involved in apoptotic process.